Lasiosphaeria miniovina is the source of this 606-nucleotide messenger RNA. RefSeq lists its product as uncharacterized. Lineage: Eukaryota; Fungi; Ascomycota; Sordariomycetes; Sordariales; Lasiosphaeriaceae. The annotation marks the transcript as partial. The record is from RefSeq and is a predicted model, not a curated record. The transcript is spliced from 2 exons.
AUGCCCACAUACCUCUGCCACGGCUUCCGCUGGCAGCGGAAGAGCAUCCGCGUGUUUGUGGUGGUGCAGAACCUCGACGACGCCUCGCCCGAGUGGAUCGCAUCGUCCACGACGUCCCAGGCACUGCUCGAGUCCUUCUACAACCUAUUUGACUUUCUCCCGCCGGCGGAAAGCGACGGAGGCGUCGAUACCGCCAGUGCGGACGAAUUCAGGGCCCAGGAUUGGUCCGUUGUAAAGGUGCUCGAGGAAUACGAUCCCGACAACCUGGACGAGGUAUCGCGCCCGCACGCCUACGUGUCCGACUACGUGGUGCGCGUGGACCUAUCCGUGUCCAUCGUCGAGGAGAUACAACGCUACGAGGAGCGCAUGCGCGCGGGCCGCGACCCGCCCAUGGCCGGGCCUUCGAGCGACGAGACGGCCAGCAAGAAAAAGAGCUCCAAGAAGCCCGGCUGGUUCGAGAAGUUGCGCGACCAAUUGCAGCGCGGCGAAGACAUAAGGUGGUAUGUUAUUGUCAACGGCGACGAGGUCCGCGACUUCCCGAACCCCGAACAUUGGUCAGACGACGACCACCCAGAAGAGAGCAGCCCCGUCCAGGAAGAACAGGAC